UUCCCCUAGAGGUCCUGAGCUAAGAAAGGGACAGUUGUGCAUGUGUGGAGUUUUGGAUGACCAGGCUUGUGCUGUCGUUGAAGGAGGCUUUCAGUACAUAGUUUUGGUUCUCAGUAGUGACAUGGGUGACUUUCAAGACUAUGAGCACCAGGUUGGAGGCUGGCACAAUGGAUCCGCUUCUCAUAUUUUGAAGGACAGCAAAGGUCAUAUCCUCAAACCCAUAAAGCUAAAUGCCAACCCAACCUAUGAGACGCCUACGGCAGAGAAGGACUUCCCCUUCAAAGAGAAAUCGGAAACAGAAAACAACACCCCUGAGUUAGUGCCUGUGUGCAGAGACGAACGACAGUUCUAUGAGAAAGUGAAGAACUCCACUCACCCUGAUGAUGUCUCUCUGCUGCCUCUCAUGCCCAGGUUUUAUGGCAUUGUUGAUGUAGAUGGGAAUGGAAAAAGCCAGCCACACCUGAUUCUGGAGGAUCUGGCAGCUGGCAUGAGUCUUCCGUGCAUCACAGACCUCAAAAUUGGCUAUACCAACUACUACCCAAAUAAAGAGCAGAAAAAAAAGAAGACAGCCCCACCUGCAAGCCAGAAGGAACUUGGUUUCUGCCUGACAGGGAUGAGAGUGUUUGACCCACAGACAGGCAAGCUUGUUGUUAAUUUACCACCAGGAGAGAGUAAGCUUCUCACCACAGAGGAAGUUUUGGAAAAGUUGUCACUCUUCUGUCAACACAAGCACCAACAGAGCCAAGUCAUUUGCAGCAGCAUCAUCUCCAACUUGAGGGAGAUCCACAACUGGUUCAGUAAGCAGCGCAGCUACAUUGUGCGCACAAGCUCCGUCCUCCUUGCCUACGAUGCAAGUCUGAUGACCACAACAUUGCAGUCAUCACUAGCUGUGUCUGAUUCCCAGGUAGCUUCUGACUUGAACAAAGGCAGUGAUCUGGAAGACAAAAAAGCAACUUUAAAAGUUAAAGCAAAGAUGAUUGACUUUGCUCAUGUUCUGAAUGCUUUUGGUGAAAAGGAUGACAAUUACUUGUCCAGUCUGGAGAGUUUGAUGAAUAUUUUCUCAAACAGGAUCAGUUAACGAAAGGUUGCUGCAUUAGCAAUAGAUAAAAAAGCAAAGCAUUUUAAUUAUACUUGUAUCAGUCUCUGAAUGUCUCCAUUAAGAGUAUUUGUGGGCAUUUGUCAUAUUUGAUAAUUAUUUUUUCUUUUAUGUUUUGUUUUUAGGAGUUACAUUGAAGGAGAUGCUACGUGAUAAACAGUUGUACCUCAGUAUAUGUGAAUCACUCUUCAUUUGUGCAAUCACUGGGAAAGAAUAACCAGAUCUCAAAAAACAGUGAAAUGUCUGACAUUCUUGGGUAUAUAUGUAUGUAUUUUUGAUAGUGUAGAAUGAAAGUAAAAGUUAUUUGAAGUCAUAAAUAAGAUCUGUAACUUCAUUUUAAAAAGAUGUCAGUAUUCUAUGUAAUUCUUGAAUUGUAUGCUACAACAGAAAGGAAAGUUAUGCUCUUUAAGACUCACUGACAAUUUUGUUUCCUUUCUUUUCUCCUUUUCUUUUAUUCCAUGGGUAUGAUUUUUUUAUUUACUCAAUCUUGCCCAUUAUUUUUGUUAAACACUUUGAUAUAUUUUUUUGGUAAAUAAGUUAAAAUAUAUUUUGUAAAACAGUUUUUUUUAUCCUAAAGGUGUAGCUCAGGUCAAUGAAAUCUUUUCAUUUCAGCUUCUGUUGAACAGUAGCCUGCUGCAAUGACAUACUGUAGUAUACAAAUUAUACAUUCUAUAUAGUCUUCCUUAUCAUAAUUUUCCAUAUCAGAGAACAUGUAACUGCCCAUUGAGAGGCAGAGGAAGUUCAUUAUGUAUAUAUUACUUGUCUGCACUGUAUGCAGUGCAUUAUCUGUUGCCUUGUUUUCAGAUGCUAAAUCUCAGGUUCCCAGUUCAUAAUGUGACAAUAUGUCUUGUACAUCUAUUUUCAUUGUAAUCAGUGUCUGUUUAAUAUUCAUCAACUAUUGCAUAAGAUCUCAGAAGAAAAUUAGUUUGAAUUUUUAUAGCUUGUAUACCAGGAGUAAAGAAGCAAUAUUUA
Messenger RNA from Penaeus chinensis, 2068 nucleotides. It is a transcript of the gene Ipk2, whose product is annotated as inositol polyphosphate multikinase beta-like. The record is from RefSeq and is a predicted model, not a curated record. Gene Ontology annotation, biological process: inositol phosphate biosynthetic process. The transcript has 7 exons. Bases 41 to 1078 code for a protein of 345 amino acids. Gene Ontology annotation, molecular function: inositol-1,4,5-trisphosphate 3-kinase activity; inositol tetrakisphosphate kinase activity. Gene Ontology annotation, cellular component: cytoplasm; nucleus. NCBI's taxonomy places the organism in Eukaryota, Metazoa, Arthropoda, Malacostraca, Decapoda, Penaeidae.